UGUCCUUCCCCCGCGUAUCCAUUUGGCACCAUUGCCUACGUACGGUGCAAAAGAAGUUCAACAUACAUACAGACAUAACUGAUAUUGGCCAAAACAUCCCAAUCCUGUAAUUGUUUCCUACAAAUUGCUCAACUUUGGGAUCACACAGCUGUUGUCGUUAUUCUCAUGUCUGCAGAAAUCAUGGCUCUCUUUGGCCCUCACUUGACCAACCGUGAGAAGCUAGAACUCGCAGCCAUGCAGGAAGUGUGGUACUUUGCACUUUUCAACAAAUCUGAGGGAUGCAACAAUGAUGGAUACGACGACUACGAACGAAAUUACAUUCUGUUCCGGCAUGAGCACCUCCGCUAUCGCUAUGAGGUGCUGAAGAAGAUUGGAGAAGGAGGUCAAGGCCAGGUGAUCCAAUGCCUUGAUCACAAAAGAAACAUCCUGGUGGCCAUCAAGAUCCUGGUGUCACCAUCGAGCUCCAAGCAGGAAACAUACCAGAAGAUGGAGCUCCAGAUAGCUCUGGAACUUCAGGACGAGGGCAGUGAUGAAGAUUUCAACGUCAUCAAAGUUCUGAACAUAUUUCAUUUCCGAGGACACUACUGUAUCGUCAUGGAGCUGUUGAAGGAGAGCCUUCAUGAAGUGAUUAGGAAUGCGGGGCUCCGGCGGUUGGACAUGGCGAUGGUGAAAACCUACACCAGGGGUAUCCUCAAGUUCCUGCGCCACAUCAAUUCCAUGAAAAUCGUCCACGCGGACAUCAAGCCAGAAAAUGUUCUCGUCAAAGACAUUGUGACUGGCACCGUGAGGAUCACGGACUUUGGCACGAGCUUUUUCGUGGAAAGUCAACCUAUGAAUGUUGGUGGCACCCUAGAAUACUUGGCUCCGGAGCUGUUGCUGGGCUAUAGCUUGACAUGUGGAGUGGAUAUGUGGGCGCUGGGCUGCACGGUGGCGGAGUUGGCGACGGGCAGGGAAUUAUUCCGGUCCAACAGCCACGAAGAUCACCUCCCGCGCUGCAUAGAGAUUCUGGGGAUGCCUCCAAGGUACAUGGUGAAUGGAGCACCCGACAGAACGCAGUUCUUUGACCAUCGGGGGAAGAUGUUCUGCCCAGGCAAGAAAAGGGUUCCGGGGAGCUUCCCACUUCACAGGGUGCUCAAAAGCGAUGACCCGGAGUUUGUCGAAUUCAUCAGCUCCUGUUUGCGAUGGGAUCCGAAUUGUCGUAUGACGCCAGUGCAGGCGCUGGCUCAUAACUGGCUCCGGACUGCGGCCACCAGCACCACCACGGCCAGCAAAGCCACCACCACCACCGCUGCUGCUCCUGGCAGUGUGAAGCACUCUGGAGCUGCUGAGCGACGAGUGGAGCCGGCACAGCGCCCAUCCUCCUUGCUCGCCCAGGCCUCUAAAGAGAAGUUGAAGGUUGUGGAGGAAGAAGAGACCAUGGUGGAGGAGCUGGUGGUGCUGGAGGAGGAGGAGACUCUGGUGGAGGAGUUGGUGGUACAAGAGGAGACUCUGGUGGAGGAGUUGGUGGUACAGGAGGAGACCCUGGUGGAGGAGUUGGUGGUACAGGAGGAGACGCUGGUGGAGGAGUUUGUGGUACUUGAGGAGACGCUGGUGGAGGAGUUGAUGGUACAGGAGACGCUGGUGGAGGAGUUGGUGGUACAGGAGACGCUGGUGGAGGAGUUGGUGGUACAGGAGACUCUGGUGGAGGAGUUGGUGGUACAGGAGACUCUGGUGGAGGAGUUGGUGGUACUUGAGGAGACGCUGGUAGAGGAGUUGGUGGUACAGGAGACCCUAGUGGAGGAGUUUGUGGUACAGGAGACGCUUGUGGAGGAGUUGGAGAUACAGAAGGAGACCCUGUUGGAGGAGUUGGUGGUACAGGAGACUCUGGUGGAGGAGUUGGUGGUACAGGAGACUCUGGUGGAGGAGUUGGUGGUACUUGAGGAGACGCUGGUGGAGGAGUUGGUGGUACAGGAGACUCUGGUGGAGAAGUUGGUAGUACUUGAGGAGACCCUGGUGGAGGAGUUGGUGGUACAGGAGACCCUGGUGGAGGAGUUGAUGGUACAGCAGGAGAAGAGGAAGCAAGGGAGCCUGGCCCGCAUAGGGAGAGCCAUCCGCUCACUCCUCCGACGUGUGCUGCUUUGUGGUGGCCGGUCCACUGCACAGUAGGGGUGGUAGAGGUGGUGGAUUGGUGUGAACCCUGACGACUUUCACCACACUCAAAACACUCACCCUGCACCCAACCACCCUGUGAUACCCUCCACCCACCACCCACACCUUGCACCCACCCAGUCCUUGAUACCCCGCACCCACCACACACACCCUGCACCCACCCAGUCAGUGAUAACCCGCAUCCACCACACACACCCUGCACCCACCACACUCACCCUGCACCCACCACACACACCCUGCAUCCACCCACCCUGUGAUACCCUGCACCCACCACACUCACCCUGCACCCACCACACUCACCCUGCACCCACCCACCCUGUGAUACCCUCUACCCACCACCCACACCC
Molecule: messenger RNA, 2495 nt
Organism: Lethenteron reissneri (Far Eastern brook lamprey)
Lineage: Eukaryota; Metazoa; Chordata; Hyperoartia; Petromyzontiformes; Petromyzontidae
Product: dual specificity tyrosine-phosphorylation-regulated kinase 4-like
Biological process (GO): peptidyl-serine phosphorylation; peptidyl-threonine phosphorylation
Molecular function (GO): ATP binding; protein serine/threonine kinase activity
Source: RefSeq, a predicted model, not a curated record